Protopterus annectens (West African lungfish) is the source of this 1314-nucleotide messenger RNA. Its product is annotated as shootin-1-like. NCBI's taxonomy places the organism in Eukaryota, Metazoa, Chordata, Ceratodontiformes, Protopteridae. The coding region runs from base 280 to 1314 and encodes 344 amino acids. The record is from RefSeq and is a predicted model, not a curated record. The transcript is spliced from 10 exons.
CAUUUAUAACUCAGCUAUAAACCGGAAGUAAGACAAAAACAUACAAAACCACAGUUACUCUGACUAAAAAGAGAACUGAUUUUUUCGGUUAUGGAUGUGUAAACAGACGAUACCGCUGUCAGCCUGUGAAUGAGAGGAGAUGAGGGCAACUUUCAACUGCAGAAAUUCCGAAUCAUAAACUCCUGUAUGUACGCAGGUGCACUACACAGGUAGUCUCACUUCCUGUUUUUGCAGCCCACCCAUAACAGUGUCCCCUCUUUCUUUUGAGUGAUAAGAGUCAUGGCUGGAUCAGAAGAGGAAAAACAGUUGGAAGUCAUAUCGACGUUAACUAAACAGGCUAUUGAUGAAUAUGAAGACCUUAAGCGUGAAAAUUACAGAACCAAAGAAGAGUUUGCACAGAUUAAAGAGGAGAGAGAUGAUGCAGUUAAGAAGCUGAAACAACUCGAAAAAAUUUCCCAGCUGGUCGUCGAAGAAGUUGUUGUGAUUCAGAACCACCUUGAAAUUGAGAAGACUUGUCGUGAAAAUGCUGAAGCAGUUGCAUCAAAUCUUAGUAAAGAAAACAAGACCCUUAAGAGGUUGAGUAUGAAAUACCAAGCUAAGCUGGGUCCAAAUUUUAUUACAGAAGAAAUUAAUAUUGAUGACGAUGACUCCAUCUCCAGCAGUGAUGAAGGAUCAGAGGCAGCAUGCUCCUCAUUACAGUACCAGGAAAAAUUAAAAGAACUUGAGAAAAAACUACUGGAGUUACUAGAGGAGAAGAAAACACUGUCAUUUGAAGUAGAGAACUUCAGGAGCCAACUACAAGAACUAAAUGACGAGGUUACUAAAGAAAAGCAGAAAAAUAAUGUCUUGGCUGCUGAAGUCCUUCGACAAAAGAAGUUGUUGGAAAGCUACAACAGAGUGUCUGUAUUGGCAGUAGAAGAGUAUGAAGAACUGCAUGACUACUUGGAAGUGGAAAAAGAAAUGCGGAAAAAGGCUGAAAUCUUUGCACAUGAGAUGCUUGUUGAGCAGAAAAAGCUGAAAAGACAAAGUCAAAUUUUGUUGGAAAGCACUGCACCAAAUCAACAGUUACAGAAAGCUCUAGAUGACAUCGCUAAAAUUACACAGACUCUGGAACAAGAACGGAUUCAGCAUCAGCAGAAAGUCAAUACAUUAGAAGAGCAGUUAGAGAGCAAAGCAGUACAGAAGGAAGUAACCGCACUGAAUCGUCAAAUAGAACUUCUAGAGGAACAGAAAAAGGAGUUGGAAAUUAAACAUCUUAGUGCUGAAGAGCAAGUGAAAGACCUCAAGUAUAUGGGUAAGCUUUAUGCGACUUAG